Messenger RNA from Bacillus rossius redtenbacheri, 3423 nucleotides. Its product is annotated as 4-hydroxy-2-oxoglutarate aldolase, mitochondrial-like. Bases 489 to 1460 code for a protein of 323 amino acids. Gene Ontology annotation, cellular component: mitochondrion. Gene Ontology annotation, molecular function: (R,S)-4-hydroxy-2-oxoglutarate aldolase activity. The record is from RefSeq and is a predicted model, not a curated record. Gene Ontology annotation, biological process: glyoxylate catabolic process. The transcript is spliced from 7 exons. Lineage: Eukaryota; Metazoa; Arthropoda; Insecta; Phasmatodea; Bacillidae.
GCGCAGUCGGGAUGACGCGCGUUCCUUCGCGAUCAACGCAAAUAUGGUACCAUAUUUGAUCAACGGUUAUAAAGCCCGCGUGAAGCAGGGUGUCCAAAGUUAGUACUUUCGUACUAGAUCUAGUACUUUUAAAAGUUUUUUUAGUGGUCAAGUACAUUUACGCUCAGAACUAGUACUUUUCCUUAAAAUAUAAUAUUUGGUGGAUAUGUAAUAUUAUUACAGUAACUCCAAUAUGUUUUAUUAUUAAGCAUAAUUAUUUUUAAAAAACUAUGGAAUGUAUGUGUGUGUGUGGUGUGAUAUUUAAGUUAGAACAUUGCAAUGUCAUAAUAACUUCCUUAAUUGUUAAAACCAUAACAAAUUAUAAUUUAGUACUUUUUUUUUUUUCAAAUCUAGUACUUUUUUCUCGCCUAAGUUGGUACGAAAUAUUUUUUCCUUGUGGACAACCGCGGCGAGAAGCGCCAGUGGUGAGCGAACCGCGCUAGGCCGGGAUGUUGUCGUCAGCUCGCGCGCCCGCCAGCAUGGCCGCCCGCGUAGUCGCGAGGUCACUCAGCGGCGGCAAGAAGGUGCGGCUGUGCGGGGUGUUCCCGCCGCUGCCCACGCCCUUCAACCACGACGAGAGCAUCGCCUACGACAAGCUGGAGAGCAACAUGCGGACCUGGAACCAGAAGCCGUUCGAAGGCUACGUGAUCCACGGCUCCAACGGCGAGUACCCGUUCCUGACUCCGGAGGAGAGGGUGGAGAUGGUGCGGCGCGUGCGAGCCAUGGUCCCCGAGGAGAAGACCAUCAUAGCCGGCUCCAGCUGCGAGUCCACGUCGCUCACCGUGAAGACUUGCAACCUCGUGGCCGAGGCGGGAGCGGACGCCGUGCUACUGCUUCCUCCGAGCUACUUCAAGGCCAACAUGACGGAGGCGGUGCUGGCCGAGCACUUCAAGGCGGUGGCCGACAACUGCCCCGUGCCGGUGGUGCUGUACAACAUGCCGGCCAACGUGGGGCUGGACAUGUCCGCGGCGCUGCUGGCGCGCCUGGCGGAGCAUCCCAACAUCGCCGGCGUCAAGGACAGCGGCGGCGACAUAACCAAGAUGGCGACCGUGGUGAAGGACACGAAGCACCUGGACUUCUCCGUGGUGGCCGGCUCGGGCGGAGUGCUGCUGCCUGCGCUGCUCGUGGGCUGCACCGGCGGGAUCCUGGGGAUAGCCAACAUGCUGGGGGACGAGGCGUGUCGCAUCUACCAGCUGUUCAAGGAGUCCAAGCUGCCGGAGGCGGUCGAGCUGCACCACAGGAUCCUCACCCCGAACAGCCUGGUGACGCGCGUGUUCGGGGUGCCGGCCAUGAAGGCGGCCAUGGACUACUGCGGCCUCUACGGGGGUCCGUGCAGGAGACCCCUGGUGAAGCUGUCCCCGGACCAGUUGCGACAGGUCCACGAGGCCUUCAAGAGCGCCGGCUUCGAGCCCCGGAACUGACACCGACGUACUCCGCCUCCAGUGCUUCGGACGCACCUUUCGACGACGCAGCAUUUCAAUGUUUUCCGAAAACGUUGCAGAGACUAUAAUUAUUAGAGACCGGAAAAAUUCGCGGAUUCAUUACGUGUUAUGCUAAAAUUCAAAUAAUUAAUAGCUUAGUGCUGCUUCUGUCAUUGGUUCUCUGUUAAUCUGCGGCGGAGGACUGAGGGCCAAUUAGAGACCCUCACUCAUAGAAGUGUCGAAUCACAGGCCACUCAGUCGAGACGACUCACAAGUCAGCAGCCAAUGGACAGGUGGCAUUUGCCCGAGUGUGUGGAGGAUAUUGGAGUCUAUCCUGCAGGUCAUUGAACCCGCGAAAUUCACGGGUCUCUACUAAUUAUAUAGAGACCGGAAAAAUUCGCGGAUUCAUUUCGUGAUGGGCUGAAAUUCAAACGUGUGUACAAUUCUGCUGGUCCUGCUAUUGGCUCGCAGUUUAACUGGAGCUCUCUGUGCCGACGAGAGACUAUCGACCAAAGAAGCGUCGAAUCACAAGCUACCCAGUGGAGACGCCUCACAAUUUAUUAACCAAUGAAAACGCGUGUUUACUUGAGAAGUGCAGAGGAUAAUGGAGGCUAUCCUAGAGGUCAAUGAAUGCGCGAAUUUUUCCGGUCCCUACUAAUUAUAUAGAGACCUGCAAAAUUCGCGGAUUUCAUUGACCUCUAUAGGAUGGACUCCACAGUCCUUUAAAUACUCGCGGAAAAUGACACCUGUUCAUUGGCUACUGACGCGUGAGACGUCUCAACUGGGCUGUCCGUAAUUCGGCACUUUCUUGGUUUAGUGUUUCCCAUUGGCUCACAGUUCCCCGGAUAAAAUGUGGGCCAAUCGCAGAAGCGGUUCGAAGGUGUAGUUCUUUUUUUGAUGCUAGCCUAUCACGAAAUGAAUCCGCGAAUUUUGCAUGUCCCUACGUAAUUAAUUAUUGGGAUAUUUCUACAAACAUUUCAGAGAUUAAUUUUUGUGAUGUUUCAACAACGUUACCAAACAAAAAAAAAGGGGUUUUCUGUAAAGUCGGUUUACGGACGAUAAUUAUUUUACGUGAUAACGUCAUAAGAAAACAUUGAUGGAAAAUUGUUAACCUUAACCUGUUUGAUAUUAUAGGAGAUUUUCUCGCACGGUGGUUGGCCGGUUCAUUGCACGCUCGGCUCAGGAGGAACGUGACAAUGAGUCAUGCUUUUUCGUGCAUGCAGCCGGCUUUCAUCUAUUUAUGACGUUAUCACGUCAAAAAUGUUUGGAACAUUUAAAACUGCAUGUAUUCGUAUUUGCCGUGGUUCGUUGCAGUGUCGUAGUAGCCGGAGUAGCUACAGUUCAUUACACCGAAUCUGAAAACUUUUGAAUUCUUCAAUCAAGUUUCAGUAAAAUACAGUAUACUUUGUUUAUGGUUGCAUUUUUGUGCAGCUGUGGACAUAAAUUACAGCUGGAAGUCUCAUCGGCUGGUACGUACUGCAUGUCGCGGAGGCAAUGGAACUUGUAUAUGAAGCCACCAUUGAUGUUUCUUUUCCAAAGAUGUUAGUAUGCUGUGUUACGUCCGGAAUAGAAGUCUUCAGAUCACGAAUGAGCACAAAGUCUCGUUUCGUGCUUUGAGGUCGUUGGUUCCACUGAUUAUUCCACUAUUAUUUUUCCAUGAUAAGUGCAAUAAAUAUAUGUGCUGUAAAACUAAUGUGCUGUGAUGUAACUAAUGUGCCAAAGUUUUUUUGCAUAUUUCUCAGAUGCAAUCCUUUUGUGACAAUUUGUUAAAACUAUUUGAUGGGUGUUGGGUUUUCUGUGAUAAACACGUGAAUAAAACUGAACUGUUGUAUAAUGUAAAAAAAAAAUUUAUAAUAAACGACUUGUCAAAAAAAUAUUAGUUCCUGAUAAUGAUGAUAAUGUUCUUUGCAACUUGUAUUUUAUUACAAAAUGGGUUACCUAAUUAAAUAAAAUUGAAACAGAA